Messenger RNA from Chlorella variabilis, 2034 nucleotides. RefSeq lists its product as hypothetical. Lineage: Eukaryota; Viridiplantae; Chlorophyta; Trebouxiophyceae; Chlorellales; Chlorellaceae. Bases 1 to 2034 code for a protein of 677 amino acids. The transcript is spliced from 7 exons. The record is from RefSeq and is a predicted model, not a curated record.
AUGGACAACAACAAGGAGAACCAGGAGCAGGCGGAGGACGCCCCCACGGACAUCCCCAGCGUUGCCUCGCCGCGGAUCAGCUCGGUGGGGGCAUCAGAGGACCCUGCGGGCUCCAGCCGGCAGCCUGAGCAGUUCCACGAUCCCCAGGCCUAUGAACUGACCAGCGGGCACGACCACCUGCACUGGGGCGGCGUGGGGCGGCGUGUGGGGCAGCAGCCUCACGACACCCGCAGCAUCGCGUCCAGCGCCGCCACACGCGACGACAAGAGCAUCUACGAGGAGCCAGGGGCGCUGGAUGCCACCGAAGAGGGAGAGGAACGCAUCGAUGACGACGAGCACGAUGGCAGCGCGGGCGAGCCGGAGAUGGCAACCCUGACGCAGGUGCAGGCGCACCUGCCGGGCGUGCAGCUGCACGCAGAGGGUAGCAACGUGGACAGCGCCUUCACAGGUCUCUCUGCGGGCGGCAGCCUGGCAGAGGUGGUGGACCAGCUGGCAGACCAGGCCGUGGCGGGGGAGCUGAGCCCGCGGCAGGCGGCCGCCGCCAUCCGCAGCGCCACGCACGACGCCGGCGGCGGCGGCGGCGGCAGCAGCGUGGCCGGCGUCGCGGGCGGCAGCGCCGGCCUGCCCGACGGCCUGGCCAUGGAUGGCAGCGACAGCGUGAGCGUGUCGGGAGCCGCGCACUCCUCCAUCGCGCCCUCAGAAGACAACUGGCAGGCCGCUGGCGGCGGCGGCGGCGCGGGCAGCGCGGCAGACGCCUCGGAGGCGGCGCCAGAACCGGCCAUGGCCGAGGUGGCUGCAGAGCCAGCGCAGCCAGUGCCAGCCGAGCAGGGUGGGAAGCAGGAGGCGGCUGCUGUGCUGCCUGCCGCAGAGGCACAGGCGCAGGGUGCAGCGGGCGGCGACGAGGAGGCGGCGGCAGCUGUGCUCCACUCUCCAGCAGACCCCGAGCUGCCUGCAGGCGCCAAGGCGGCAGCGGUGGCGGCAGAGGCGGAGGCGGCAGCAGGUGCCUCUACCGGGGCGGCGGCCGAUGCACCCCCCGCGCCAGCGCCGGGCGCGCCACAGGCUCAUCAGGGCAGCGCCAGCUUGCCUGCCGCCAACGGCACGGCGGCCGCGGCCGCUGCCUCCGCUGCUGCUGCUUCUGCCGCUGCUGCUGGCGCGGAGACGUCCGCGGCUGUGCCGCGCAGCCCCUCCACCUACCACUCCCGCUUCAUGCAGCAGCUGACCGCAUCCGCCAGCGAGGACGACAUCACGGUCUAUGCUGCUGACUCAGCCACCGGCGCCCAGCGGGACGCGGCGCAGCCGCCCCCCCUCGACCAGCAGCAGCAGCAGCAGCAGCAGCAGCAGCAGCAGCAGCAGGCGGGGGCAGCGGCCGCCCCCACGGCGCCUGCCGGCAUGCAGCCCCUGUCCAUCGCCGGCGGUGGCGGCGACAAGGGCACGGCUGACGCGGCGGCGGCGCUGGCCGCUAUCAACGCCUCGGGCAGCAGCGCGGCGGCGGCGGCUGCCAGCGAGGCGCCGCCCCAGCCGGGCCUGCUCUUCCCUCAGUCUUGGUACCAGACGUUCAAGGGCCUGCUGUACAUGGAUGGCGUGGAUGCCCUGGGGCGGCCGGUGGUGGUGCUCAACGCAGACGCGGUGCCCGCCAACAUGAAGAGCAGCGCGCUGAUCUACGUCAAGGCGCACCUGGAGCCGCUGGUCAACCAGGGCGACUAUGUGCUGGUGUUCACGUCGCGCGGCGCGGCCAGGCUGCCCAGCAUGUGGAUCAUGGGAGCGUACCGCACCCUGCCCCGCCCCUUCCGCAAGCACGUGCAGUACAUCGUGCUGGUGCGGCCCUCGGCCUUCCUGCGCACCGUGCUGGCCUUCAUGCGCCCGUUCGUCAGCAAGAAGGCGGGGCGCAAGAUCAAGCAGGUGCAGAGCGUGCACGAGAUUGCAGAGGCCACGGGGGGCGAGGUGACGGUGCAGUCGCUGGGGCCAGCCUUUGUGGCGGAGCAGCUGGAGGCGGAGGCGGCAGAGGGGGGCGCCGCCGGCGACGCGUCGCCCUGA